Messenger RNA from Hibiscus syriacus, 1343 nucleotides. Its product is annotated as actin-like. Lineage: Eukaryota; Viridiplantae; Streptophyta; Magnoliopsida; Malvales; Malvaceae. The transcript is spliced from 6 exons. Bases 139 to 1272 code for a protein of 377 amino acids. Gene Ontology annotation, cellular component: cytoplasm. The record is from RefSeq and is a predicted model, not a curated record.
AAAAUGCGGUAAAGAAAAAGAAGACAAUUGAUAAAAGUUACAGAUUCUCAUUUUAUUAUAAAGCGUCAUACAUUGUUGAUUUUCGAUCUGAUUUUGCUUAGCAUUGCGAUAAUUUUGUAGAAAAUCUAGCAAAACUAGAUGGCAGAUGGUGAGGAUAUUCAACCACUCGUAUGCGAUAACGGAACUGGAAUGAUUAAGGCUGGAUUUGCUGGUGAUGAUGCUCCAAGAGCCGUGUUCCCUAGCAUUGUAGGUCGUCCGCGUCACACAGGUGUGAUGGUUGGCAUGGGUCAGAAGGAUGCUUAUGUUGGUGAUGAGGCUCAGUCCAAGCGUGGUAUUCUGACUCUUAAAUACCCUAUUGAGCACGGUAUCGUCAACAAUUGGGAAGAUAUGGAAAAGAUUUGGCAUCAUACCUUCUACAAUGAACUCCGUGUGGCUCCAGAAGAGCACCCAGUCCUUCUCACCGAGGCACCACUAAAUCCGAAAGCCAAUCGUGAGAAAAUGACCCAAACCAUGUUUGAGACCUUCAAUGCUCCGGCCAUGUAUGUUGCUAUCCAGGCUGUUCUCUCCCUUUAUGCCAGUGGUCGUACAACCGGUAUUGUUCUGGACUCCGGAGAUGGUGUGAGCCAUACUGUCCCCAUUUAUGAAGGAUACGCUCUCCCGCAUGCCAUCCUCCGUCUUGACCUAGCAGGUCGUGACCUUACUGAUGCCCUCAUGAAAAUCUUGACCGAGCGUGGUUAUUCGUUUACCACUACAGCUGAGCGUGAAAUUGUUCGUGAUGUCAAAGAGAAGCUGGCAUAUAUUGCACUUGACUUCGAGCAAGAGCUUGAAACUGCCAAGACUAGUUCUUCCAUUGAGAAGAGCUAUGAGUUGCCUGAUGGCCAAGUGAUCACCAUUGGUUCUGAGCGUUUCCGAUGCCCAGAAGUCCUUUUCCAGCCUUCCAUGAUCGGAAUGGAAGCUGCUGGCAUCCACGAAACAACAUACAAUUCUAUCAUGAAGUGCGAUGUUGACAUCAGGAAGGAUUUGUAUGGAAAUAUUGUUCUCGGCGGUGGAACUACCAUGUUCCCUGGAAUUGCCAACAGAAUGAGCAAGGAAAUCACUGCCUUAGCCCCAAACAGUAUGAAGAUUAAGGUGGUGGCUCCUCCUGAAAGGAAAUACAGUGUCUGGAUUGGAGGCUCUAUCUUGGCAUCUCUUAGUACUUUCCAGCAGAUGUGGAUUGCCAAGGCCGAAUAUGAUGAAUCUGGCCCAUCUAUUGUGCACAGGAAGUGCUUCUAAUUCUUCACAACGCAAGAGGCCUACAAGUAAUGUCUUUUGAUUUUUUUUUUUUAAAUUUAUUUUCUUUUGAA